Messenger RNA from Linum tenue, 306 nucleotides. Lineage: Eukaryota; Viridiplantae; Streptophyta; Magnoliopsida; Malpighiales; Linaceae. The record is from the annotation of a GenBank genome assembly.
GAGGGAAAAGUGGAAACUCAACCUCCCUCUAGCCCCGCCGACCCUCCCGCGAUCGGAAACCUCCACCAGGUUGGCGUCGUUCCGUACCGCAACCUAAACUCGCUCGCUGACAAGUACAGCCCCCCUCAUGCUCCUCCGCUUUGGCACCAUCCCGAUCGACCCUCGUCGUCUCCUGUACCAAGACCGCCGAAGAGAUCACGCGCGACCAGGACGUCAUUUUCGCCGACCGCCCCGCCUCACCAUCGACAACAUCUUCUUCUUAGGCUAGAGCGCGACCUGGCCUUCUGCCCCUACGACAAGUACUAA